GGCUGGGGGUAAAAAAACAACAGGAAACCGACCGGUUCUAAUGCUGUUUCUGCAAAUCCUUCACAGAUAAAGCAGUGGACUGCCACGUCCUGGCUGAGCAACACUCACGCCAUGACUUUUCUUUAAUCAUCACUUCAAGUUAUGACAAUCUAAAAAAAGGACUAAAAAAGUUGAAAAAUGUGACGUCACUUCUGCUCUCAGCCUCCAACAGUGUGGUUAGUCAGAAUGUGAGCGGAUGCAGAGAGUUUUUGGGAGCUGACUGCUGGGAUUUUUCUAUGUGGCUGCUUUUUUUGACCUCCAAGCUCAACCUCUCUGUCGUGGGGUCAUAUGGAUCGAUCGCCGUUUUCCCAAGGAUCUGUUUGUUUUAAUCAUCGGGACUACUAACUGGAGCCACAUGAAGAAUAAAGGGACGAAGCAGAAGGCGAAAAAGAAAGGAAGUGAAAAUGCGUUCGGCUGUGACCUGACAGAACAUCUCCAGAACUCAGGACAAGAUGUUCCUCAGGUUCUGAAGAAAUGUGCAGAGUUUAUUGAGGAACAUGGGGUUGUGGACGGGAUCUACAGACUGUCGGGGAUCACCUCAAAUAUCCAGCGUCUCAGGCAGGAAUUCUGCUCCGAGGCGUGCCCUGACCUUACAAAGGAAGUGUACCUCCAGGACAUCCACUGUGUGGGUUCCUUAUGUAAGCUGUUCUUCAGGGAGCUACCCAAUCCUCUGCUCACAUAUGAGCUGUACAGCAAAUUCACUGAAGCGGUCCUGGUCCAGGGGGAUCAUGAGAGACUGUUACACAUUCAGGGGGUCAUCAAGGCACUGCCGACCCCUCACUUCAGGACUCUGGAGUACCUCACUAAGCACCUGGCCCACCUGGCUACUUUAAGCGCAGAGACCAACAUGCAUACACGUAACCUGGCCCUAGUGUGGGCUCCAAAUCUAUUAAGAUCUAAAGAUAUCGAGACGUCAAGUAGCAAUGGAGACAUGGCUUUCCAGGAGGUGCGAAUACAACAGUCAGUGGUUGAAUUUAUUCUGAACCACACAGAGGAGAUCUUCAGUGAUUCAGUGCAAAUCAAACCCAAAGAAGGACCAAGUUUGAAGUGCGGGGAGAAGUAUGCAACACUUCCGAUCAGUGGGCAGGGUGUGCCGAUGAAACUGAUGAGCCUGGAAGAAGCGCAGGCCCGCUCCUUGAGUCCAAACCAUCCUGUGCAUAGAGAACGCCAGCGGGAGAACAGUCUGCCUGAUACCAGCACAGCCACGCUCUACCACACAGUCAUAGACAUAUCAGACAGCAAGAGAAAGUUCUCUGGGAAAUCGAAGAAGUGGAAGUCCAUCUUCAACCUGGGACGGUCGGUGGACUCGAAGGGAAAACUGAGCCGGAAUGGCAGCGUGUUCAUAAGAGCACAAGGAACAGAAAAGGCUGCUCUUCGUCCAUCCAGGAGCAUGGAGUCCUUGUGCUCCCUACCAACAGAUGAUGACAGAACAGGAAACUGUGCAGCUGGUGGAUCCGGCAGCCUUUUUGCUCCAGAUGUAAAAUCCAGAACGCUAGGAUCCGACUCGCUCUAUGACCUGAGUGAACAAGACCAAAACUGGGAGUUUAAAGGGACGAAAGCCGACGGGGCAACAGGUGGCUGGAGCUCGAGCAUGAGCCAAAAGGGUUCCCCAGGUGCCUCUGCACCCCCUCAAAAAACACUGCCAGAGCAGCUGAAGGUGUUCAAGGGCGAUGACGUCAGCGGCUACAAGCCCACUUCUCCGAAAAACAGGAGGAUGUUGUACUCUGGCUCCUCCAACAGCUCCUCUCGGCCCUCCUUCCCUGGGAGCUUCUUCCCGCUGGAGUCCUCGCCGAGGCAUCAGCGCAGAGCUGUCAACAUAUCUGAGCCUUUUGCCGUGUCUGUACCCCUGCGCGUGUCAGCCGUUAUCAGCUCCAACAGCACGCCAUGCAGGGGGCACGCCAAGGAAAAAGCAGCUACUCUGAAACCCUGCAGAGAGAGCUCAGAGCAGGGCAGCAGCAUGAGAAAAAGCAACACGUUCCCCCAACUGGAACCCAAGAAGCAGGAAGGAACGGAGAGGAAAAACAAAGAGGAGCUGACCUCUGGCGUCCCUCCACAGGAUGCAAGAAAAGAAAUGGUGCAAGAAGGUCAAGGAGUGUUAAAUACUUCUGAACUGGAGCCAGCAUCUCUUGCAAAUGCAAGAGAAGGCAAAGAUGCAGCGCCAUCUCCUGGGAAAGACGUGCACGACAAGCAGAUAACUAUGCAACUGGACAAGGGAUCUUCUACUGGGAAAGAGCUGUGGUCUGAACUGAAGAUAACUGAACCUGAAAUCGACCUGCUGGAUGAGACUUUUAAACCUGUUUUCGGCUCCAAGAGCAACUUUGAGGGCAUGAAGUUAACGAUGGACGUCAAGUCGAAACGAAGCCGCAGCUCUCCAUCUCUGUCGUUGUUAUUUAGGGAGCAGUCCUCAAAUACCUCUCUGAGUGAUCGUACAGUCGCCACUGGAUCAAACGCCGCAAAGAAACAGCCCUCAGAAUCGGACCUCUUACUUUCCGUCAACAAACACACAGAAAACACCCGACCUGCUGACAUGGUGGAGGAGAAAGAGAAGAAGCUGCAUCUUAAAAUCACACCGUUAAACAAAGAUGAUACCAAACAGUGCCAGAUUCCUUUAAAGGAAACAUGUUUGGAUGAAGUUACGAAUCCGUUGACAAUAGAGGAUUUGCCAACGGUUGUAGGCUUCUCGGGAGCAGAUGACAAAAAAUCUGAGAAAUGUCCUCAAGGAGACAAAAGUGUCUCCUUGGAUGGAGCAAAGAAGAGUGCGAUUCCUCAGUUGGAGGUUAUUCAGAGGCUGUCGGUGUGUUUGGAGGAGAGACCUCGCACUUUGGAGCUGCCAAUCCUCGACCACGAUGAAGGAUCAGGAGGAAAUUCAGAGGAGCUGGACUUGGUGGAGCCCUGGGAGGAUUUCAGCUCCACCAAGCAGUGGGUUACCAGUCCCCUCCACUCACCUGACAUAGAAGAGUUGUUUAACCAGCUAUCACCCUUCAGCUCAUGUGGGGAAACUCAGAUUUCACCUCCUCUAGUUGAUAAUAACAAGCAGUCUGUCGGUAAGAGCACUGAACACUCCUCAGGAAACAUUCCUCAGAAUACCAGUAGCAAAGCAGAAAACAAAUGGUCGUAUUUGCCGUCAGGGAUCAGUGCGAACAGCAGCAACACGACACAACCUCACACGGGAAAAAGCAGCACAACAAAACAGAAGAAUACAGUGUCAUCUCAGAGAUUUUACAGACAGAUGUCUUAUGAAGCAGAGAGAAGAGAGGAGAAUUACUUUUCCAAACACAGACCGUAUUCACUGAAUUUAGACCUGGGACAACGAUGCAUCAGAGACAUUUCGAAUCAGCAAAACCGUAAUUCCUCAGAGUUUUCUUGCCAGAGAGGAUUACUGACCUCCUCUGAGUCUGUGAGCAACAGGCUGCCUUCAGAACUGGAGCUGUUUCUGAGUGAUCGGCAGGCGCCUCUACGCCGAAAUUCAGCCCCGGUCAGCGUGUCAUCGGUGCGCACGGCCUUCAUGAUAAAAACAUGCCAGGCCAAAGCUGUGCCCGUCGUCCCCCCGAAGGUGCAGUACAGUCAGAUACCUCCCUCCAGACACGAGAAGGAUUUGGAUGCAGCGAAGGAACAAGAAAAGGAACAUCCUAAGACAGGUGCAGAGAAAACCAACGCUGCACCUCCUCCAGCGAUGUCAGAUCUAAAGGAGGAGCUGGAGAAUAAAAAGCCUGCCCCCAAACACCAAAAACAGCCACAUGUUGCUGAGUCUUUGAAGACUACUUCCACUCCAGAGCUGCCAGUCAUCACAAGGAGACACGCGCCCAGUCUGGAAGUGUUUGUAGAUUGUCCCAGACCAAACAGAGGGAACAUCUUACAGAGACCAUCUUUUAGGAACAGACAGAGACCUCAAAGUCUCAUACUGCUCAGCCCUCCUUUCCCCAUCAUGGACUACCCUCCGUCAGGAGACGACGGCAAGCUCCUUUCAUCCAUCAAGAGCCUGAACGACACGCCAGCUGUGAACGUCUUUUCUAAAGAGAUGGCGGAGAACUUCAGGACGCCGGAGGGGAUCUCGCUUCAAAACAAAAUGACUAUUCCAAAAAGUGGACAGAGACUGGAGACGUCAACCAGCUGCUUCUACCAGCCGCAGAGGAGGUCCAUGAUAUUUGACAGCAGGAGCCACAGACAGAUUGAGUGACUGGAGGUGCAGUCGCUGACUAUGAGACAGGCUGUGUGUAAAUAUAGAUACAGUAUACGAGGAAAUUGAACAGAGGAUGAUAUGAUAAUGUAUAGCCAUGGCAUCUUGUUUGCUAUGAUUCAAGCAUUUCACAGUAUUGGAGAAAGAGUUGUGGAAGCUGUGAUGUAUGUGAAAGUGAAAAUUAAGCUUGACUCUGAUUUAGGGCUGCAACUAUUUUUUUUUUAAUCUAUUAAUCUGCUGAUUAUUUCUCAAUUAGUCAAUUAAUUGUUUGGUCCAUAAUUGUUAGCAUAAAAGAUUUAAAAACAGGUAAAAGGUAGUAGAGAUCUCAACUCAAGGUCUUCUUACUAGCUUUUUCCAAAAUGGUUUCAACCACAUUUCACAGUCAGAUGAUAGAGUUUAAUCAGUUGUCAUGAAGAGAAUUAAUUGUGCAAACUCUUGGAGAAAAAGUUGCUUGUGUCAGUUUCGGGGAUCUAAUGCUCAGUAUUGGUCUGAUGCUGGCUAAAAAACACUAGAUUGGAAGAGAGAGAGUAAAUAGGAUAUGAUACAUAAGGCAAUAGACAAUCACAUAAAGGUUUAACUAAACUUUGAGCAACGUGCAGUGAAGAGAGAUGUGACACAAGCGCAGAUGAGCAGCUCCUUGAUAAAAAAAAAAUUUAAACAAUAAUUGCAUAGCUCAAUCAAAACCAGGGCUUUGUAUUUUUUCCUUCAGAUGAGCAGAAUAUUUGUUUUUCAAAUUGUGUAUGAUGUUUUGUAGAUGGCAUGGUAAACAAAGUGCAUCCACACAAAUGUAUAAUUAACAGCUUAAGAGAGGGAAAG
Molecule: messenger RNA, 5032 nt
Organism: Centropristis striata (black sea bass)
Lineage: Eukaryota; Metazoa; Chordata; Actinopteri; Perciformes; Serranidae
Gene: arhgap31
Product: Rho GTPase activating protein 31
Exons: 12
Coding region: 395-4216 (1273 amino acids)
Biological process (GO): small GTPase-mediated signal transduction
Molecular function (GO): GTPase activator activity
Source: RefSeq, a predicted model, not a curated record